UGUUGGUGAUUGCUGGGGAAUAAACGGAGUGUGUUGUCCAGCUCCAAAAUAGUGUAUGUUCCCGGGUUUUUGUCCAUAAAAGAGUAACUUUAGAAGCCCCGUACCACUCGCAACGCUACACCAGUAAGAGCAUAGUAUAGUAUAGUAUAGUAUGAGAUGAAACCGUCUUACAAGUUUCAGCGGCGUGAAGGUUCGACAGCUGAACACUGCUGUGUUCCUUUGUGUACCUCGUCAGCUAAAUAUAAUUCGACAGUAAGUUUUCACACAUUUCCCUCGGAUGAUCAACUCAGAAAGAGAUGGGUUGUGAACAUUAGGAGGGAAAACUUCAUCAUCUCUCACCACACACGUGUCUGCAGUCGACACUUUACAGCUCAGGACGUCAAAGAGCCGACUGAGGAAGGACGGAGGAGGAGGCUGAAACCCGGUGCCGUUCCGGUUUUAUUUCAUUGGAACAACUAUUAUCUCGAUGAAAGAAGACUUGGUGUAUGGGAACGUGUAGCUAGAGAGGACAAUAUGGAAACUGGGGAAGCAGUUUGUGCCCACGAUCACGACUACUGUGUCGGUCCGGAGCCUGCCUUUGUGGACAAUGUACUGGAGGAAAACCAGAGACUGCGAGAGGAAGUCGCUCAGCUGAGGCAGCAUCUGGAGCAAAAGUCCCUCUCACGUUUUGGGAUACAGCGAUUUGUUGGUUCCGACGUGGACAUUCGGUUUUUCACCAGGUUUGCAUCUUAUGACCACCUGAUGCGGUUUUGGCAGGUCAUUCAGCCAUCACUGAAGUACAUGAUCCAAGUGACCAGGUCAACCACUGAUGACGCUGCAGGACAGAGUACUCCUAUGGGACAGGCUCUACAACCAAUAGAUGAAAUGUUCCUGUUCCUGAAUUACCUUGCCCUUGGACUGAAGCAGACAGACCUGGCUGACCGCUAUCAAAUCCACCAGUCUACUGUGAGCAGAAUAAUUCUCGUGUGGAGUAAUUUUUUGCUUUCUGUCCUGGGUGCACAGAGAAUCUGGAUGACACCAGAGAAGAUAAGAGAGUACCUACCUUUAGAGUUCAGAGACUAUGCUGACACCACUGUGAUCCUGGACUGCACAGAGCUGAGGUGCCAAACCCCCUCUUCUCCCUUACUACAGAGUGAGGUCUACUCAAACAAGUCCCACUGUACCCUGAAAGGAAUGAUUGGCAUAGCACCCCAUGGUCCAGUGACCUUUGUUUCCCCCCUCUAUGCUGGUUCAAUCAGUGACAAGCAGCUGUUUGUGGAAUCGGGACUUUCCAGGCUUCUCCGUCCAGACUCUGCGAUCAUGGUCGACAGAAGCUUCCUGAUUGACAACUGUGUUCCCUGCAAGGUGUAUAGACCUGCAUUUCUGUCGGGAAGACCUCAGAUGCCUGAAAACGAGGUUAAGGAAACACAGACAAUCGCACACCUCAGGGUGCAUGUGAAGCGUGUAAUUAAAAGAUUGAAAGAACACAAGUUAUUCGAAACAGUCAUCCCUUUGAAUAUGUUUAGUAAUAUCAAUCAACUGUACAUUGUUGCAUGUCUCCUCUUGAAUUAUGAAAAUCACCCCCAGGUUAAAGCUUGGGCAAAGUAGAACGAUCAACUCUGACAAGUAAUUACUGUAGUAUAAUUACAGUCAUUGGUGUGAUAUUGUUAUUGCUUUUCUAAACAAUGUUGAUGCAGUAAAAUAAAGGUUGUGUCACAGCCUUCGUCUGGGACACAAAAACAGUGGAAUUUUAAUAGAUUUGUGGGGUUUUUUUAAGCAGUGUAAGAGUCAUAAAAUUUUCAUACCAAAGCAUGAGCAGAUAAAUGUAAAAUUGAUCAGGCUUUUCUUUGAUUUCUCUUAAAACGCCAUCAUCCCUAUAAAUUAUGUAAAUGAACAGGUCAUCCUCAGCCUAGACUACCAAGUCGCACCAUUCAGAUCUGCCUAAUAAAAGCUGC
This is a messenger RNA of Melanotaenia boesemani (Boeseman's rainbowfish), 1934 nucleotides long. RefSeq lists its product as uncharacterized. The record is from RefSeq and is a predicted model, not a curated record. The transcript has 4 exons. The coding region runs from base 157 to 1587 and encodes 476 amino acids. NCBI's taxonomy places the organism in Eukaryota, Metazoa, Chordata, Actinopteri, Atheriniformes, Melanotaeniidae.